Suricata suricatta (meerkat) is the source of this 4526-nucleotide messenger RNA. RefSeq names its product sarcoglycan delta (gene SGCD). Gene Ontology annotation, biological process: cardiac muscle tissue development; heart contraction. Lineage: Eukaryota; Metazoa; Chordata; Mammalia; Carnivora; Herpestidae. The transcript has 9 exons. The coding region runs from base 54 to 1331 and encodes 425 amino acids. Gene Ontology annotation, cellular component: sarcoglycan complex; sarcolemma. The record is from RefSeq and is a predicted model, not a curated record.
GCCCAGCAGACGCCAUGGACGCUGCUGCAGGGGAGCGAGUCUGUGCUUGACACAUGUGUUUCCCAUUGAUAGCUGGAGACAGCCCAGUAGCUCCGAGUUGGCCUGACAAAGCUUUAUUGAAGUACAGACAGAGUACGGUUUCAAAGCAGUCAGAAAAAGAACGGGAAUGCUGUUCAGGAAAUUCUUCAGGCAUGGGCAGGGACUUGGCUGCAAUUCUGCAGUUGGAAAAUCUGACUGGGGCAGCUUCUGAGCACAGGCUGGGCCUGCUCACACUCGGGCUGACGGCCGCCGCCUUCAGAGCCUGGCCGCGCGCUCUGGGAUCGUGGGCGAUCUUCAUCCGCCGCCUUGGGGAGCAGGCCAGCGAGAUGCCUCAGGAACAGUACACACACCACCGGAGCGCCAUGCCCAGCUCUGAGGGGCCACAGGUAUACAAGGUGGGCAUUUAUGGCUGGCGGAAAAGAUGCCUGUAUUUCUUUGUCCUACUCCUGAUGAUUUUAAUACUGGUGAACUUGGCCAUGACCAUCUGGAUUCUCAAAGUCAUGAACUUCACAAUUGAUGGAAUGGGGAACUUGAGAAUCACAGACAAAGGUCUAAAACUAGAAGGAGACUCUGAGUUCUUGCAACCUCUCUAUGCCAAAGAAAUCCAGUCCCGACCGGGUAAUGCCCUGUACUUCAAAUCAGCCAGAAAUGUUACAGUGAACAUUCUCAAUGACCAGACUAAAGUGCUAACUCAGCUGAUAACAGGUCCAAAAGCCGUAGAAGCUUAUGGCAAAAAGUUUGAAGUAAAGACAGUUUCUGGAAAAUUGCUCUUUUCUGCAGAUAACAAUGAAGUGGUGGUAGGAGCUGAGAGAUUAAGAGUUUUAGGAGCGGAGGGCACAGUGUUCCCUAAAUCUAUAGAGACACCUAAUGUCAGGGCAGACCCCUUCAAGGAACUAAGAGCAAAGCAUUUGCCACUUGUAUUAAGGCAUGAGAGAGGCAAACCUGUCCUAAGGAAAGGGAAACAGACCUUGCACUAUGCAGACAUGAUGAAGUGGUUGGAGUCUCCGACCCGGUCUCUGGUGAUGGAGGCCCCAAAAGGAGUCGAAAUAAAUGCAGAAGCCGGCAACAUGGAAGCCACGUGCAGAACAGAACUGAGGCUGGAGUCCAAAGAUGGAGAGAUUAAGUUAGAUGCUGCGAAAAUCAAACUACCUAGACUGCCUCACGGAUCCUACACGCCUACAGGAACGAGGCAGAAGGUCUUCGAGAUCUGCGUCUGCGCCAAUGGGAGAUUAUUCCUGUCCCAGGCAGGAACUGGUUCCACUUGUCAGAUAAACACAAGUGUCUGCCUUUGAGAGACCAUCCACAGUGGACCUUGUCGGCAGCAUAAAGGCCAUUUUUGGCUUUAGACACUGGCUGCCAGCUAUUUUUACUAGAACACAGAAAGCCUAUCAAAGACCUUGUGUGUGUGUGUGUGUGUGUGUGUGUGUGCGCGCGCGCGCGCGCGCGCGCCCGCAUGAGUGUGGGUGGCUAUAAAUAUAUAUAAAUAUAUAUAAAUAAAUAUAUAUAGCCUCUGUAUAAAAUGAGGUUUCAGUACAAAAGGAACCAUGGGUGACCCUGUGAUAUCCACCAUCAUUUCCAUUUCAACCUUACCACCUACAUGAUAAAAUCAAAACACUAAUUCAGGCCCAAUGUUCCCCAGACCCUUCAAAAUCACACAGUGUGUUGGACUCUUACUGAAUAAUCACCUACAUGUUUGAGCAGCUGCGUAUCUUCCCCUUUAGUGUCAUUACAAGGCAGUGAUGGCGGGAAUCUCCAAGUCACGCUCAAGCACCAAGACCGUUUGUAUUGCAGUAGACAUUUCAUUUCCGGUUUUGGCUUUAGUAGGACUGGCCAACUUCCCCCUCUUCAAGUUCGGGAUGGGGCAGUGCCAUAGAAGUUGGCUGCGGGAACUCAAAAUGGCUGUUCUCCCUUCGCAGCCAAAUGUACUGGGGACUUUGUAGUUGAAUGAAUGUGGAGGAUGAAUUUUAGCAAAGUUUGAACUGCCCACCCAACUCCUGCUAUUUUCCUUCAAAAUUACAUAUUAUCCCACAGUCAAAAUAGGAGUUGUAAAUCAGCACAAAGUAGAAUAACAGCUGCUCCUCAGUCGGCUGGAAGCUACUCAGUGGCCUGACAGGAAAAGAAUAAAUGGGUGGUAUGUCUCUGUUUAAAGGAAAAAAAGGUUCAAAAUCUGUUUCAGCCUCCCUUCUGACUUUAUCUAGUAGACUCCAGCCUCAAAAUCCUUAAGAGAGGAACCCCCACCCCAAGAGAAGCCAUUUGUGGAUGGAAACCUAAUUAAGAGGAGCACAGAAAACCUAAUUGACUUUUAUAUGUUUUCUUGGGAUUGAUAGGUGAUUGGGAGACUUGCCUUUUAUUUCUGAAGACAUGCACAAACUCUAGCUUCAGUAUUCUUACAUAUAUUUUUGUUGGGACAUUUAUAUUCCUAAACCCACCAUUAUGUUUUCUCCAAGAAUACUGACCCAGCAAUCACAGAUUUAAAAUACCUGCCCUUAGAAGUGGUCACUGAAAAUUAUUAUAACCUGAGUCAUGUGUCUCUCUCAGACUGUGUCUGCGCGGCCCAGCAAAACCCCUCCCCCACACAUGGAAGCAGCUCCCUAGUUCCCGCCAUCAGCUACCUCUCAUCCCUCCACCUUCAUCAUCAUGCUCCAGGGUCACCCUGGCCAGCUCUUGUGCUGGGACAGGGGAUUACACCAUCUCUGUUCAAAGAGGGAGAAAUGUGCCUAUGCCUUAAGUCAAUGCACUCAGCAAGGAGAAGCACAUCCUAUUUAUCUUGUUGUUACCUGUAGUUUAUUUUGGGCGAUUGGAGGGGGGAUGGUUUAGUCAUGAAUGGGCAUCUAAAAAGCUGGUAGACAAACCAAAUGGCUGACAGACGUGUGCUCUCAGGAGCCCAAGUGGAGUCGUAACUGGCUUAGAGGGUCCCGGAUGCCACUUGGCAAGCCCUACAUCCUAAAUGAGGUCAUAGUGGUAGGCCUUUGUUUUUUUCUUUAAUAAGGUUUUACUCUUUCUUACUUCAGAACCAGAAGUUUUGUCACAGGCAAUGAAUAAGAGGUUUGAUAUUUUUGAGAUGACACUCAAGCAUCAGGCUGAGGUUUGUAUACAAAGGAUGUAAAAGCAAAAGCAAGCUGUGUGUUGCUUUAGAAGUGGGGGGGGGGGGGCGGUUCCUAACUUGACCAGCAGUCCUCCUGGCUUCCAGACCCCAUACCCCCUCCAGUCACUCCACGUCAAUAUCCCAUGUAGAAGAAUGGAGUUGUUCAAGGGCAAGACUACUUAGUUUGCAGCACUAGAGUCUAAAAAGGAAAACCCUAAAAACAUAUUAAGUUGCUCUGUAUCAGUAUUAUUUCCUGUAGGAUCAUACUGCCAGAAUCUGCAUGAACUAUAUACAGGGUUUUGUCAAAUAGGAGAGGACCCCCUUGGCCAUGAGGAGCAUCUCCCCCAUGUCAUUCAGAUAAACAGUAGUAGCUAUGAGGCCCUCCAUGGCUAAUUACCUUAAGACAAAGUGUUUCUAAGCAGAAAGAUCAUCUUUGCAUUUUACCAUCUCAUGUAAACAAUCUAUGGAUGACAAGAAAACAGAAGGUUCCCUGAACCUCUUUCCUCUGAUUUUGUUCUAAUCAUUAUAUGAAAGUCUAAGAUCAGCCCCUUGGUAAUUUUAUGCCAAUAAAAAAGAGCCAUGUGAUCCCACUUGCAGAAUUUAAUCCUAAAGAUAAUCAUAUCACAAACAGGAUAAAAAUAAUAGCAGCAAACCAAGAAUAGAAAUCAAGCACCUGUGGGGGACAGACAUGAUAAAAAAAAAUUCUGAUUUUCAUUUGUGCUAAGUGACCACAAUAUACCAGGUAAUAAGGAAACUUGGCAUAGGUUAAAUUAUGUAUUUCAGUUCAGACUGUAAAAUUCAGUAAAAUGCAUUUUAAGUUCUUAAGUGUAUAUUUUUUUCUCCUACCUUUCUCCAACUAGAAAAUUUGUUGACGGUCAUGAGAAAAAGUUUUAAUUCUGGAAAAAAAAAACCUUUACAUUAAAAUCUGAUAAACUUUGAUUUUAGAAAUUGAGAUUCUUUCUAAUCUUUAUAUAUAAUAUUUUCUAGACAAUCACACCUUUCAGGAUAUAUUCUUCAGAAGAUUUUUAAGAAUUAAAAUGAUCUCAAAAUGUUUAGCACUCAGUGGUAUUUAUUAUCUGUUCAGUAAGUCAUAAAAGUUCAAUCCUAACCUACCAGAUAUGAAAAAGGUUGUCAAAAGCCCUUAUGGUGGCAUCUCUGUAGGUGGAAACUUGGUAUGAGGUUUUUUAAUUAUUUUUCCCCCAAGGGAUAGAUCUUAUAAACUUGAAUUGGCUUUAACUUCCUUUAGGUCUGUUUCCUUUGGAUGGUUUUCAUUGUAUAUCCAUCGACCAUAGACCAAAGAUUGUUAAAGUUUAACUCUAGAGCAGGGGUCAGCAAAUUGUGGUCCCUAGACCAAUCCUGGCUCAUCGCCAAGUCUUUGUAAAUAAAGUUUCCUUGUAACACA